CAUAGAGACAGGCAGACUUAGGGACCGGCAGACGGACAGACGGACAGAGAGGACCCUCCCCAAGCCGCCACGCCAUGGCCGAGAGGAAGCAAUCCGGGAAGGCAGCAGAGGACGAAGAGGUCCCUGCCUUUUUUAAAAACCUGGGCUCAGGCAGCCCCAAACCCCGGCAGAAAUUCUGUGGCAUGUUCUGCCCAGUGGAAGGGUCCUCGGAAAACAAGACCAUCGACUUUGACUCGCUGUCCGUGGGCCGGGGCUCGGGGCAGGUGGUGGCUCAGCAGCGGGACGUCGCCCACUUGGGCCCGGACCCGCAGCCGCCGUACUCCCGGCAGGGCCGGCGCACAGGCGGGGAGCCAUCUGUUGAAUCGGGCCGGAAGGUGGAGAUCCGGCGGGCCUCGGGCAAGGAAGCCCUGCAGAACAUCAACGACCAGAGUGAUCGUCUUCUGAUCAAAGGAGGUAAAAUUGUUAAUGACGACCAGUCAUUCUAUGCAGACAUAUACAUGGAAGAUGGGUUGAUCAAGCAAAUAGGAGAGAAUCUGAUUGUGCCAGGAGGGGUGAAGACCAUCGAAGCCCAUUCCAGAAUGGUGAUCCCUGGAGGAAUUGACGUCCACACCCGCUUCCAGAUGCCUGACCAGGGGAUGACCUCUGCUGAUGACUUCUUUCAAGGCACCAAGGCAGCCCUGGCUGGGGGAACCACCAUGAUCAUUGACCACGUGGUUCCCGAGCCUGGGACAAGCCUGCUAGCCGCCUUCGACCAGUGGCGGGAAUGGGCCGACAGCAAGUCCUGCUGCGACUACUCUCUGCACGUGGACAUCACCGAGUGGCACAAGGGCGUCCAAGAGGAGAUGGAGGCCCUGGUGAAGGACCACGGGGUAAACUCCUUCCUCGUGUACAUGGCUUUCAAAGAUCGCUUCCAGCUAACGGAUUCCCAGAUCUAUGAAGUCCUGAGCGUGAUCCGGGACAUUGGUGCCAUUGCCCAGGUCCAUGCAGAGAACGGCGACAUCAUUGCAGAGGAACAGCAGAGGAUCCUGGAUCUGGGCAUCACUGGCCCCGAGGGACAUGUGCUGAGCCGGCCUGAGGAGGUAGAGGCCGAAGCCGUGAACCGUUCCAUCACCAUCGCCAACCAGACCAACUGUCCCCUGUACAUCACCAAAGUGAUGAGCAAGAGCGCGGCGGAAGUCAUCGCGCAGGCCCGGAAAAAGGGAACCGUGGUGUAUGGUGAGCCCAUCACCGCCAGCUUGGGGACCGAUGGCUCCCACUACUGGAGCAAGAACUGGGCCAAGGCAGCUGCUUUUGUCACCUCCCCACCCCUGAGCCCCGACCCGACCACUCCGGACUUUCUGAACUCCUUGCUGUCCUGUGGAGACCUCCAGGUCACUGGCAGUGCCCACUGUACUUUCAACACUGCCCAGAAGGCCGUGGGAAAGGACAACUUCACCCUGAUCCCUGAAGGUACCAACGGCACGGAGGAGCGGAUGUCCGUCAUCUGGGAUAAGGCUGUGGUCACUGGAAAGAUGGACGAGAACCAGUUUGUGGCCGUGACCAGCACCAACGCAGCCAAAGUCUUCAACCUGUACCCCCGGAAAGGCCGCAUUGCUGUGGGGUCCGAUGCUGACCUGGUCAUCUGGGACCCCGACAGCGUGAAAACCAUCUCUGCCAAGACCCACAACAGCUCUCUAGAGUACAACAUCUUUGAAGGCAUGGAGUGCCGGGGCUCUCCGCUUGUGGUCAUCAGCCAGGGGAAGAUCGUCCUGGAGGACGGCACCCUUCAUGUCACUGAAGGCUCUGGGCGCUACAUCCCCCGGAAGCCCUUCCCUGACUUCGUUUACAAGCGUAUCAAGGCACGGAGCAGGCUGGCGGAGCUGAGAGGGGUUCCUCGCGGCCUGUAUGAUGGACCUGUGUGUGAGGUGUCCGUGACACCCAAGACAGUCACCCCAGCCUCCUCGGCUAAGACGUCUCCAGCCAAGCAGCAGGCCCCGCCUGUCCGGAACCUGCACCAGUCUGGAUUCAGCUUGUCCGGCGCCCAGAUUGAUGACAACAUCCCCCGCCGCACCACCCAGCGCAUCGUGGCUCCCCCUGGCGGCCGUGCCAACAUCACCAGCCUGGGCUAGAGUCCCAGGGCAGUCUUCUGCUUGGGGAUGGGGGAAUGGGACACCCAAGGACAUUCUGAGACUUUCUUCCUUCCUUCUUUCCUUCUUUUUUUUUUUUUUUUAAGAGCCUGUGAUAGUUACUGUGGGGCAGCCAGUUCCUGGGGCUCCCUCUCGGGCCCCGCACUCCAUCCCUCACCCGGAGUCACCGAUUUUGCUCACCCACGUUCAUACAUAGCUACGAAUGUCACACCCAAGCCUAUCCACCAACCCCGCACACGGGAUCGCCUCCAACACUCAGACAUGCGAAACAGCGCAAAUCACAGUGAGGGUGUUUCUCAUCUCCAACCUCUGUUGUAACCUGUCAUCAUCUUCCUUUUCAUUGGGGGAGGGGAAGAUAAAGUGAAUUGCCCAGAGCUGCCUUUUUCUUUUUAAAUGUUUAGAAAAGUUUUCUUCGUGGGGCUGGGGAGGGGCGGGUUUUUUUGUUUUAACUACUAAAUUGGAAAGCCUAAUUCAAUGUUAAUACAAGGGGUUUGAACUGGACAUCCUGAUGAUGCAAUUGUGCAACCAUCAAGCUGAUUCAGGGUGGCGGGCAGACUCGUGUCCCUCCUGAGAGGCUGUAAUGUCCACCCUGCCAUCCUGUCAUCUUCUGGGUCAACUGUUAACAAAGGGCAGGCUUUCUUUCUGGCCUAGAUUUUGCUGUAGAUGAAACCUUUUUAGGAUUCUCUUCUCUCUUCACCUCUUUUCUGCUCUCUCUCUCUCUUGCUUUUUCAUUCGUUGAUAUUGUCACACGUCUGGCUCUUUGUGUUUCCUCCAGCCCUUGUCUCUGAGAUGCUGAUUUUUCCUCCUCUCUCCCCACCCUGCCCCGCACCCCAUGGUCUUCUCCAGUGACCAGGUCUCCCAUUUCACUGUGGUCCUAAAAACCCGCCUGGAAGGAUGUGUGAGCUUUGUCAUCACAACCGUCAUAACACGCUGUCCUAGUCCACAGGAGACGGGUGCUCCCCACCCGCAUCACCGGGAUGUGCGUUUGAGUUUGAGUUGCUUCCCGGGUGUCAGGAAGGGCCGAGUUACUCACCCACGCUCUCACAAGUGGGCCCGGAAUAGACCUCAGACAGUGCCGAGAUGCUGAGGAAGCAUGAGGCUCCAGGACAUGAGAGGUUUUCCUCUGUGCAGUUCUAACUGGCUAAGGACACGAUGGAAUCUAUAAUUCGAGCCCCGUAACCCGAGUGAGCCAACCAGCUGUAAGCCAGCCACCUGCUCCAAGUCCCACCUGAGUAUCUUCUGGGAUUCCAGAACACACGGGGCUUCUCACUUCGUGGGGGGAGGGUGGAAAAAAAAUUUUUUUCCCCAAUUCUUUAGAAAGACAUCCUGCAAUGUAGGGAAUUCUCCUAAACUCAGAAAGCCCUUGGGAAAUUUGACCUAAAGUCCAUUCUGGUUUGCAAGAGGGAAAAUCUGUCGUGAGUCAGAACUGUUAGGAGGAGAAACCCUGGCAGAUUGGAUGCGUGGCCCCUUAGAGACCGCAGGUGAUCGGAUCUUGUGUCCACAGCCCACCCUCGAUUCGAGUCUCAGAGACGCUUUCCACUAGCUGCCUUGUGCCCGUCCCUGUCUCUGCUGAUCUGUGUCGCACCUCCUUCCAAACGUGUUUACAGAUUCUCCUAAGCAGUGCUAUGUUUGCCAGCUUUUAUAAAACCAAAUCUGCUUUUGUAAAUCGUAACAGAAAAAAAGUAGGUUACGCCCAUCCAGCAUUUCACUCGACUCUCCACACAUUUUGCCUUUGGGGUUAUGGUUGGGGUUGAUUUUUUUAUUGUUGUUGCUGUUGUUGUUUAUUUGUUAUUUUAAAAGUAAAUCGCACUUUUAAAGAAUAAUUGGUUAACUUAAUAUAUUUGCUUUUUUUUUUUUUCUCACCUGCGCUUGGAGGAAAUUUGAACCAGUUGGAAAAAAAAAAUUUUGUUUCAAUUCUAAGAAACGCUCGCAGCUCUCUUGUAUUCACUUGAGUCUUCCUGUUUUUCCUGUCCCAGGUCAUGGUCACUUUGGUUAUUCUGAUCGUUUCCUUAAAACCCGAAGAUUUCCGCAGGCUGUGUAAGCAUGUUUACCUGUUGGCCUGCUCUGUGUGUCUGUUAAAUGAAUGUCAUGUGUAAAUGCUAAAAUAAAUCCACAGUGUCUCAGAACUGAGUAACUGCAGUGACUUGAUGCUCUAAACCCGUGUAGGCUUUACUCAUAGCUGGUUUCUAACCCUUGGAAUUGUGAUUGUGACCACGAGUGGACGAACCUUCAGUGCUAAAGCUGAUUAUGUGUGUAGCCAGAAGAGUACCUUUUUUUUUUUUGGUAACCACUGUCUUAAUGGCAAAAUAAUUAUGGUUAAAAAAAAAGUCUCGUGUUUAUUAUUCCUUAAGAACUCUGUGUUAUAUUCCCAUGAAACGCCUAAUAAAGCAAAACGUGGUGGUUUCA
This is a messenger RNA of Camelus dromedarius (Arabian camel), 4532 nucleotides long. RefSeq names its product dihydropyrimidinase like 2 (gene DPYSL2). Gene Ontology annotation, molecular function: hydrolase activity, acting on carbon-nitrogen (but not peptide) bonds. The record is from RefSeq and is a predicted model, not a curated record. Gene Ontology annotation, cellular component: cytoplasm. Bases 75 to 2108 code for a protein of 677 amino acids. NCBI's taxonomy places the organism in Eukaryota, Metazoa, Chordata, Mammalia, Artiodactyla, Camelidae. The transcript is spliced from 14 exons.